AUGAAGACGACACGCUGGUCGCGAAGAGGAAGGGAAAACUAAAAAUCCUCUUUCAACAAGCAGCAACUCCCAAAUAGCGCUGAUCAGCGACCCAUCGCAACGGACAUGAACCCACCACCAAUAGUAGACUUUUCAGGAAUGGUUGGUCCAAAAAGGAGAAGAAUGAGAAGCGGGGGAAACGUCUCUACACUAAGCAACAAUGCUCCCAAGGAAGGCGCGUCGGCAAGCGCAUUAUCGUCCGGUAUUGACGACGAAAAAAUAGUUCAAACAUCAAAGUGCAAAGGUUCUACAACAAUCCCGAUAUUCUUGAAAAGUGAGUUGGAUUCAAUCAAUAGAUUCUAUGGGUUCUCGUCUUUUCGUUUUUGUCGUCGAAAUCGACACACCGUUUCAUCUGGAUCUCUGUUGAUCUAAACUUUGUCUUGCGGUGUACUGCCGUUUCCUUCCUUGCUUUACAAACGUUGAUGACAGAAACAUAUAAAAUGAUAGAAUCAAGUCCUCCAGAAAUCGCAGCAUGGUACGUAACAAUUUUUCUCAUCGACCAAUCUUGACGUCGGUGAAGACAGGACGGUACGGUAGGAACGAGAAAAUCCUCUACUUCGACGCUUUUUCCUCAUUGUAAAACUGGAACUACCGUAUCGUUAUGUACUGGUAACAACCGUUCGAACAUAGUCACGAUUCCAACAGUAUUCGUACUAAUCGUUUCAAUGCGAUCAAAAUCAGUUGCAAGUCUGUAUGGAUUGUUUUUAAAGGUUCUUCAGUGAUCCUGGUUGUUCCCAGAAGCUCAUGGAUGCCAGUGUUUACCCGAUGAGCUGUAAUGAAGACAUUUUUCGGAAAAAAGAAGAAUGCGAACUGCGAACAAGAGAAAAGCGGGGGAUGAAAAAGGGGAUUUUUCGUUUCAAGCUCACUAAAACAGUCUCACAAUAUUCUUGCUCCAAUUAUUCUCUUCCUGAUUAUUUCAACUGAUGAACAAUACUUUAUUUCACGAAUUUGUCGUGUUGGAAUUCCGAUUCUUCUCAGGACUAACGACGGAGAUAUGUUUGUUGUCAAAGAUCCCGACCAAUUUGCUUCGCAGAUCAUCCCGCAAUAUUUUGACCACAACAAAUUCUCGAGUUUUGCUCGACAACUCAAUUUCUAUGGGUUUCGCAAAAUGCAAUCAAAACCAAUCCGCAACAGCGAUUUCGACGCCAACACGGCCAAACACGUUACAUUUUACAACGAAAACUUCAAGCGCGGUCGUCAUGAUCUUCUGAAAAAGAUCCAACGAUCAACGCGCGGAGGUGGCAACAUUUCUGGCCAGGAUGUGCAAAGAGAAAUCCAGCAAUUAAAGGAAAAGGUCGCAAGCUUGGAAAAGACAAUCCAGGGCCUGAGCUCUCAAACUGAAAAUCGUUUGAAGAGCUUAGAAUUGGAUUUCCUGAACCGUAUAGACCAAACGGUGUUGCUAAUGCAGCAACAGCACCAACAGAGCCAACAGGGCCAACAGAACCAACACGCACAUUACCACAACCUUAGAGUUCCCGGCAACAAUGGCAUUGGAGGAGGGGCUCAGAUGUCAGCCGAUGUUCAUCAGACCGCACAAAAUCAUUUCAAUAUGAAUGGUAUGAAUGUUACAGGGGGGCCUUUGAAGCAUGGGAUAGGCGAGUCGUUAGAUCCCUUACCGUAUGGAUCGCGCGGUGCUUCCGUUGGCACUCUUUCGAGUCUAGCACACUUGAUGGGCAACCAGGUCUCCAUAGGUAUGAAAAAUGGCGUCCCAGGCACCCCUGGUGCUAUUUCGGGCGGGCCCACUCUGCCUCCCCAUCCAAAACAAAAACAGCUUCCGACACAAAACUUUGGCGGGUCUCCCAGUAUGGCACUUGGUCCUAUGAACGGUCGUAUGGACAUACGGAAUUUUUCGGCGCUUUCACGUGGACUUUCCACACUUUCUCGUGGUCUCAGUGCUGAAUCGCAAGGUGGGAAUGACUACCUGCUAUCGAUGUUGUCCCAAGGUACUUCGGGAAAUUUCAAUCCAACUCCGAUGUCCGGGAACAAUGGCGCAAGUAACAACAGGAACGGAACAGACAACAAUAUGAAUAACAACAACGGGAUGGACAACAGCGAGAAGGGGCUUAUCGCCAGUGCGGUAGGCAGUUCCAGUACGGAGAUGUAGAAUUGUAAAAUAGUUAGAAAAGCUGUUAUACGAAAGCGCUAAUGAGGAAUUGUGGGAAAACGAAUCACUCUUUUACAAUUCAGGUUUUUCGGACCACGAAUCGAGUUGUGUGAGCUUUGUUGAAGUUGUACAAAGUUCGUUCACGGAACGCCCUUGUAAGGCGUAAUCCUCUCGGUCUUUAAUCCUUCACCAACUUUUUUUGCCACCCUCCUUCUUCUGACCACCUUUCAUCGGUCACGUCGUUUGGGCUCGACUUUUGAAUUGGUUUUGGCAAUGCACAUAUCGCACAUAGGAGUACCACACCGUGCUUCCGAAUAAAGUCUUGUACAGGAU
Pseudo-nitzschia multistriata is the source of this 2476-nucleotide messenger RNA. The record is from the annotation of a GenBank genome assembly. NCBI's taxonomy places the organism in Eukaryota, Bacillariophyta, Bacillariophyceae, Bacillariales, Bacillariaceae.